GUGAUGUACAACCUUCCCGUGGAGCAGAUGCACGCGCCGGUGGUGGGGCCGCUGCACCACAACCAGAAGAAUCUGACGCAGGCUCUGCGCAACCACCGCGCGGGACACGUGGAGGAUGCCAACCUGGCCAGCUACUCCUUCGACGAGCAGUACAACACAUUCCAAGCGCAAGGAGUGGCGCACGACCCGGAAGGAACAGGCGUGGUGCGGCACCGCGACCUGGUGGCAGGCAAGGGCGCUGACCUGUUCCCGGCGGCCAAGGAGGCGGCCGCCGGCAAGCAGGCAGCCAAACGGCAGAAGACGGACGGCGAGGCCAAGCAGCAGCAGCCAUUUGACCCGUCGCAGGUGCGGGCCCGGCGGCGGCCGCAGCCGUGGGCGGAGAAGGAGGCGGAGGUGGUGGCGCUGACAGAGGAGCAGAAGGAGUACAUGGCGCAGAUCAAGGCAGAGAAGGCGGAGAAGGCGGGCGUGGUGCCGGAGCCAACAGAGAACACGGUGUGGCACGGCAAGGCGGAGACAGACUACCAGGGCCGCAGCUGGAUCGAGGCUCCCAAGGACGCGGGCAAGCGGAAGGACGCGGAGCAGUGCUUCCUGCCCAAGCGCCACAUCCACACCUGGAGCGGGCACAGCAAGGGCGUCAACGCGAUACGCUUCUUCCCCCACACCGGCCACCUGCUGCUGUCGGCGGGGCUGGACGGGCAGAUCAAGAUCUGGGAUGUGGGGUCGCACCGCAAGUGCAUGCGCACGUACAUGGGGCACACCAAGGGCGUCAAGGACAUCUGGUUCUCCAACGACGGCCGCCGCUUUGUGUCCACGGGAUACGACAAGAAGAUCCGCUACUGGGACACAGAGACGGGGCAGAUCCUCAAUACCGUGGGGGAGGGCAAGAUGUCGUACUGCGUGCGGCUGCACCCGGAGGAGCAGCACAUUGUGAUGGCGGGCACCCAGGACAAGAAGAUCCAGCAGUGGGACCUCAACACAGGGGACAUGGUGCAGAGCUACGACUACCACCUGGCCGCCGUCAACACCGUCACGUUCAUCGACCAGAACCGACGCUUUGUGUCGACCUCGGACGACAAGACCAUCCGCAUGUGGGAGUAUGGCAUCCAGGCGCAGGCCAAGUACAUUGCGGACCCCUCCAUGCAUGCCAUCUCCUAUGCCUGCACCUCACCCAACGACAAGUGGUGGGUGGGCCAGUCGAUGGACAACCAGAUCGUGACUUACAGCGCCGACCGGCUGAAGCCGAACAAGAAGAAGACGUUCAAGGGGCACCUGGUGGCGGGCUAUGCGUGCCAGGUGGCGUUCAGCUGGGACUCCCGCUUCAUCAUGAGCGGCGACGGCGAGGGCAAGCUGUUUGUGUGGGACUGGAAGACGACCAAGAUUGUGCGCAGCAUGCGGUGCCACGACCAGGUGCUGAUUGGAUGCGAGUGGCACCCGCUGGAGACGAGCAAGGUGGCCACCUGCUCCUGGGACGGCCUGAUCAAGUACUGGGAUUGAGGGAGGAGGAGCUGGCGUGGUGCCGGCAGCCCUGCGCAUGCACGCUCGUUUUGCAGUCUUGUAGCACGGGCCCCUGUCUCCCCCUUCUCUCCGCAGCUUUGUUCGGUUCGGUUGCUUUGCUAUUGCUGCUGUGCCUCCCUCGUUUUCGUCCGCAUCUUCCUGCUCCAUCCUGUUGCACACCCGCACCCGUCUCUCGGUGGGUGCAUCCUGCUGCUGUGGCUGCUCUGCCGGCGGCUAGCAGUCACCAUGUAGGAAAACACUUGAAAGGUUGACGAUGC
This is a messenger RNA of Chlorella variabilis, 1772 nucleotides long. RefSeq lists its product as hypothetical. The record is from RefSeq and is a predicted model, not a curated record. NCBI's taxonomy places the organism in Eukaryota, Viridiplantae, Chlorophyta, Trebouxiophyceae, Chlorellales, Chlorellaceae. Gene Ontology annotation, cellular component: catalytic step 2 spliceosome. Gene Ontology annotation, biological process: mRNA splicing, via spliceosome. The transcript is spliced from 16 exons. Gene Ontology annotation, molecular function: protein binding; mRNA binding. Bases 4 to 1494 code for a protein of 496 amino acids.